This is a messenger RNA of Camelina sativa (false flax), 1469 nucleotides long. Its product is annotated as DNA repair protein RAD51 homolog 3. Lineage: Eukaryota; Viridiplantae; Streptophyta; Magnoliopsida; Brassicales; Brassicaceae. Gene Ontology annotation, biological process: meiotic DNA recombinase assembly; reciprocal meiotic recombination; DNA repair. Gene Ontology annotation, molecular function: crossover junction DNA endonuclease activity; ATP binding; ATP-dependent DNA damage sensor activity. Gene Ontology annotation, cellular component: Rad51B-Rad51C-Rad51D-XRCC2 complex; replication fork; Rad51C-XRCC3 complex. The record is from RefSeq and is a predicted model, not a curated record.
UUUUAUUUUAUCUAUUUAGUUGGCGCCAACACACACACACUCUCAAUUGGGCGGCGCAACUCGCCGGCGAAAUCGACUACAGUCAUGGAGGCAUGGAGGUUAGCGUUGUCGUCUUCGAUUAGAGGAAAGCUUAUAUCGGCCGGUUACACUAGUCUGUCUUCGAUUUCUUCCGUCUCUUCUUCUGAUCUCGCUCGAGAUGCAAAUAUCACAGAAGAUGAAGCAUUUGAGAUUUUGAAGUUGGCUAAUCAAUCCUCUGGAUCCAAUUCUUGCAAUGGAAACCGUUCUCUCAUCAAUGGAGCAAAGAACGCUUGGGAUAUGCUUCACGAAGAGGAGUCUUUGCCGCGGAUUACUACAUCUUGUUCUGAUCUUGAUAACAUCUUGGGUGGUGGGAUAAGCUGUAGGGAUGUUACAGAGAUUGGUGGGGUACCAGGGAUUGGCAAGACUCAGAUUGGGAUCCAGCUCUCUGUGAAUGUUCAGAUUCCUCGUGAGUUUGGUGGUCUUGGAGGGAAAGCUAUAUAUAUCGAUACAGAAGGUAGCUUCAUGGUGGAACGUGCUUUACAGAUAGCAGAAGCUUGUGUAGAGGAUAUGGAAGAAUACACAGGAUACAUGCAUAAACAUUUUAAAGCAAAUCAAGUUCAAAUGAAACCUAAAGAUAUCUUAGAGAACAUAUUCUACUUCCGUGUCUGCAGUUACACCGAGCAAAUCGCUUUGGUUAACCAUCUUGACAAGUUCAUCUCUGAAAAUAAAGAUGUUAAAGUGGUAAUCGUUGACAGCAUCACGUUUCAUUUCCGUCAGGACUUUGAUGACUUGGUCCAGAGGACUCGAGUGCUCAGCGAAAUGGCUCUUAAAUUCAUGAAGCUUGCCAAAAAGUUCUCACUUGCGGUUGUGUUACUAAACCAGGUGACCACAAAGUACACUGAAGGCUCGUUUCAACUAGCUCUAGCAUUAGGCGAUAGCUGGUCUCAUUCGUGCACCAACCGAGUCAUUCUGUAUUGGAACGGUGAUGAGCGUUAUGCCUAUAUUGAUAAGUCUCCUUCACUGCCUUCAGCCUCGGCUUCAUACACAGUAACUAGUAGAGGUCUGAGAAACUCAUCCUCAAGCAGCAAAAGAGUCAAGAUGAUGUAAUAACACACAACACAGGCACAAAGUACAUGAGUAAGCUUUCUCCGGUUUAGUUUUGGUUCGGUUCUUGAUUCGGUUGAAGUGCAUGAUUUAGACUGGUCAAUACCGGACUAAAUAAAUAAUUGCAACCUUCAAAUCUAAAGCAAUUAUGUUCUUCACCAACCCUUUGCUUGUUAUCAGUCAUGACCAUGGCUUUUUUGACUUGGAAAAUUGAACCAAAAAAAAAGUUAUGUUCGUUAAAUUGUUAGAGCCAUAGAGGAUCACAGCCGUCAAAGUUUGUGUCCUUUCUGAAUCCAACGGUCAGAUUUUCUUUAGCUUGACGAGAUCUAAUUGGUUGAUUCAUAAUC